AUGGCAACAAGAACCUACAAUGAUGCGAUCAAGGCCCUGAAUAGACUUCAAACGCCCUACGAAGUUCUUCAAAAACGACGGGAAGCCGGGAUCAAACUCGAUGGAGGUGCCAAUCAAGAAAUGAGACAGCAUUUGACUCGAAUCGGAUACACCCAAGAUGACCUCGAAAGAUUGAACAUCACCCACGUUGCUGGUACCAAAGGUAAAGGAUCUACGUGCGCCUACGUUGAUUCCAUCCUCAACCGGUAUAGGAAGUCACAUGGCCUUCCCCAAAAAGUCGGACUCUUCACAUCACCCCAUCUCAUCGCCGUGCGAGAAAGGAUCCGAAUCAAUUCCGCUCCUCUCUCCGCUCCUCUAUUCGCAAAAUAUUUCUUCGAAGUAUGGGAUCGUCUGGAAGCAGCCGCAGCUUCUUCGAGCGUACCGUUUGAGAAACCUGUUUAUUUCCGAUACUUAAAUUUGAUGUCUUAUCACGUUUUUCUUCAAGAGGGUGUCGAUGCCGCGAUCUAUGAGGUCGGGGUUGGGGGCGAGUAUGAUUCCACGAAUAUUGUGGAUCGACCGGCGGUGACGGGUAUAUCCUCGCUAGGGGUCGAUCAUGUGUUUGCACUCGGAGAAACGAUUGAUAAGAUCGCGUGGCACAAAGCUGGGAUUCAGAAGGCGGGAGUACCAUCAUUUACAGUGAACCAAAAGCCAGAAGCGAUGGAAGUGGUAGUUGAAAGGGCCACGGAGAAAGCAGUGGAAUUUUUCCAGGUAAUCAGUUUAGACCCCAGACUCAAGACCGUGAACAUAAAACCUGCUGCAGAAUUUCAAAGAGGGAAUGCAAGUCUUGCCAUACGUUUAGCCGAGACCGUGCUCCAAAAAUUGGAUCCCCAAUUCAGAACCUCCCUGGAUCUUCUACCCCAGAAAUUUGUAGAUGCUUUAGAGCAAGUCGUCUGGCGCGGGAGAUGCGAAACCAAGGUUGAUGGAAACGUCACGUGGUAUUUGGACGGAGCACAUACUGCAGAUAGUAUCGAAAUCGCAGCAAAAUGGUAUCGUGAUGAAGUAGCUAAUAAAACCGGUCCUCGAGUUCUAAUUUUCAAUCAACAAGGCCACCGUGAAGCCAUCGGACUACUCGAGGGACUGCACCGCGCAACCCGAAGGUCUAUCAAAUUCAACCACGUCAUCUUCUGCUCAACCUCCAUUCAGAAAAAAAGUACAUCUAAAAUAGAAUUCAUCAACCUAUCCACCGACCCGCAAUCCAGACUCACACUACAAAAAGCCUUUGCCGAAAAAUGGCGCACACUCGAUUCCGACCCAGAAACCCAAAUACACGUUCUUCCCAGCAUCGAAGAGGCCUUUAAAUAUGUGCGCAGAGUGGCUACGGAUGAUGCGCACGCUCAAGUUCUUGUUACUGGGAGUGUGCAUUUAGUUGGGAGAGCGCUGGGGAGUUUGGAGGUGGAUGCGUUGUAG
Molecule: messenger RNA, 1446 nt
Organism: Sclerotinia borealis F-4128
Lineage: Eukaryota; Fungi; Ascomycota; Leotiomycetes; Helotiales; Sclerotiniaceae
Source: the annotation of a GenBank genome assembly